Trypanosoma cruzi is the source of this 996-nucleotide messenger RNA. RefSeq lists its product as uncharacterized. The transcript has a single exon. The record is from RefSeq and is a predicted model, not a curated record. NCBI's taxonomy places the organism in Eukaryota, Euglenozoa, Kinetoplastea, Trypanosomatida, Trypanosomatidae. The coding region runs from base 1 to 996 and encodes 331 amino acids.
AUGCUGGGGCUGGCCGGUGGGCACACGCGGAAGGCGGUGGUCUCCAGGCAGUUGGUUCCACGAGCAACAGGCGCUCGCACGGAAAGGUGUGGCGCACCACGAGGGUCACGCCGCCGGCACGCCCACUGCAAUGCCCUGCUGCAAUCACUUGCACAGAGAGACAAUAAAGAGUGUGUGGAUGUGUGCCUAGAACACAGCGACCGUCACCUCCAGAGAAGUCCAUCGUGGCACCGUCCGUCACGCGUCAGCACACACCGAGCAACGCCUGCAACCAGCAAAGUAAAACCAAAGAGGGGAAAGAAGAAUGACCCCAAGAGCAGGCAACACCUCCACACAUGGCGGACAUCGUGCAGCCGCGUCAUCAUUUCAGCACGGGAUGCAGGCCAACGUUCCACCGUCGCCAAGACAUUCCUGCAGAGCGCCGUGCGACUAAGUAUGUGUGUGUGUGCCAGAGGGUCAGAAAAAAAGAGGAGCACAGGGAGACGCAUCAACAUGGCAGGAGGCACAGCUGGAUGGCAGCGAUACAUGCGGUACGGAACCAACCUCAACAAUCGCUCACGGUGGCAACACACACACAUCCGCAAAAACAAAAAAAACAAAAGAAAAGAAAAACACGGCGGCAGGGUGUGGCUUUGUGUGUGGAGCUGCGGGUGUCUGCCCGCCCUGGCCGCAAAGAAAACAAAACAAAAGGAAAGAAAUGUGUGCUCCGCCCCACAGGCCCUCGUCGCACGCCCACACGUCACGGCUCCCUCAGCGCGCCGUUCGUCGCGGCCCCUCCUCAUGCGUGCAGCAGGCGAGGCGCACAGGGCCGUCGUCAUGAGCGUGUCGGUGGGUGUGCGAGUGGAGCAGUUGGGCGGGAAACACACGGCACCCCUCGCAGGAAGAGUGCAGCAACAAACAAUUAAAGAGGGAAGAGUAGAAAAGAAAAACACGUCCAUCGUGAUUGCCCCAAAAAGCAAAAAGAAGAGAUGGGGCAGUGAGAUAAAAGAACAAUAA